CCCGGCUCCUGCUUGGACAGGGGGCGGGAUUAGAACGCACGACCCCUGACUCCCAAGCCCGGGCUGCUCCCGCAAAACCCACCGAUGGAUUUCAGAGCGGAUGCAGGCAGCGUGGUCCCCUGGCAGGUCACACGCCUGGCCCUGGAUUGGCCCGUUUUGGACGCCCCCUGAGGGGUCCCUGCGGCCAUGGGGUCCUCGGGCCCCGUCCCGGCGGGCACCGCCCUGCUCGACCUGCCCCCGCUACUGUUGGGACGCCUCUGCGCCCUGCUGGACGGCGCCCACGGCCCCCUCGGGUGGAGGGACCUCGGGGAGGAGCGGGACGAGAGAAUUACUAUGGUCCUGGGCGCAGAAAAACAAGACCGUCGGUGACCUUCUGCAGGUCCUGGAGGACAUGGGCCAUCAGCGAGCCAUCGACUGCCUCACCAACCCAGGAGAAUCGCUAAAUAUUUCGCCAAGUCAGACCUGUCAAAGAGAUGGAUUUCAAAGUCGGGCUUCCAAGAAAACAGCUGACUCCGCAGUUGGUAAUGAAGUUCUUUCUCCUCCUAAGUACCAGCAUCAAGGAAUACGCCCUAAAGCCUCAAUCGAUUUUAAAAGCAUCAUAGAAGGAACGGGAAACUUCCACGGUGACUUGCUAAUUGGAGAAGGGGAAUUUUUCCAAGUCUACAGAAUGGAGUUUGAAAAUCAAACAUAUGCCAUUAAAUUAUUUAAACAGGAGAAAACUAUGCAGAGUAAGAAAUACUGGAAGCCAUUUUUCUCAGAACUGGAAGUUUUACUCCUGUUUCAUCAUCCAAACAUCUUGGAACUGACCGCAUACUUUAUAGAGGCGGAAAGAUUCUGUUUGGUGUAUCCGUUCAUGAGACAUGGUUCGCUUUUUGACAGAUUACAGUGUUUGGGUAACACGGCCCCACUUUCUUGGAAAGUUCGCCUCGGUGUAUUGAUCGGGGUUGCCCGAGCCAUCCAGGUCUUACACAGUGCUAAACCGUGUUCCGUCAUCAGUGGCAGCAUAACCAGCACAAACAUCCUUUUGGACGAUCAGUUUCAACCCAAAUUAACCGAUUUUGCUACGGUGCAUCUGCAACCCCAGACUGACUGCCGCAGUUUUACCGUAAGCACCAAGAACAAUGCAGCAAAGCACUUGUGGUACAUGCCCGAAGAGUAUUUAAGACAGAGCAGACUUUCCACUAAGACAGACGUCUACAGCUUUGGAAUUAUUAUUAUGGAAGUUCUGACGGGUUGCAAGGUGGUGAUGGAGGAGCCGAAACACAUCCAGCUGAGGGAUCUCCUCAUGGAGAUGAUGGAGAAAAGAGGCCUUGAUUCCUGCUUCUCAUUAUUGGACAAGAAAGUGGAGGCGUGUCCUCGGAAUUUCUCUGCGAAACUGCUCACGCUAGCUGGCCAGUGUGCCACGUCCCGUGCCAAGUCUAGACCUUCCAUGGAUGAAGUCCUGGAAACCCUGGAGAGCACUCGUCCGGCUCUGUAUUUUACCGAAGAUCCCCCCGCGUCAUUGCGGUCCUUCAGGCCUCCUUCCCCUCUUUUCCUAGACCUCUUACCGAGCGUCCCAGUGGAAGACGAUGAAAAUCUCCCUCUUUCCGGGGAAGAACCGAACCGACAUGGGGUGGACCGGAAAACCCCACUCGAAUGCAGUCAGUCCGAAGUCACGUUUCUGGGCUGCGUCCAAAGAGUAGCCACUGAUGAUGCUUCCCACGGGGCCAGUGGGGAAGGUGGAGGACCGUCCAAAUCUGACGCUUACCUCUGGCCCUUCACAGCCGGCUGUGUGGAACCCGGCUCCCUGGCCGAGGCUGCCGGUUUUCCUCAUGAGAUCCGGUCGGGAGAUGGCUACCGUCCACCCGUGGGCUAUAGGGGGGACUCUGAAGAGGACACGAAGGGUGGUUUAAGAAUGAUUCUCCCUGAAGAGAAAGAAAAAGAGAGGUGUCUUAAUUCUAAACCCUUAACUUCGGAGGGAAGCAACACACUAUAACUGCAGAGGUGUUAUUGAAGUAAUGUCAGGAACUUUGGCAUUAAUGGAAUUUCAGACUUUAAGAAAAAGGCUAACCUUUCUUUUACAAUACCGAAGAAAUACAAUACUUUUAUAUAAGUAAACUUUAUUUUUUCUAAAA
Molecule: messenger RNA, 2114 nt
Organism: Ornithorhynchus anatinus (platypus)
Lineage: Eukaryota; Metazoa; Chordata; Mammalia; Monotremata; Ornithorhynchidae
Gene: IRAK3
Product: interleukin 1 receptor associated kinase 3
Exons: 13
Coding region: 101-1975 (624 amino acids)
Biological process (GO): negative regulation of tumor necrosis factor production; negative regulation of MAP kinase activity; interleukin-1-mediated signaling pathway
Cellular component (GO): plasma membrane; nucleus; cytoplasm
Molecular function (GO): ATP binding; protein binding; protein serine/threonine kinase activity
Source: RefSeq, a predicted model, not a curated record